Messenger RNA from Prorocentrum cordatum, 393 nucleotides. Lineage: Eukaryota; Dinophyceae; Prorocentrales; Prorocentraceae. The record is from the annotation of a GenBank genome assembly.
AUGGGCGCGGCCGCGGUGCUGUUGGCGGCGGCCGGCGGCGAGACGGCGCUGGCCGACUUCCAGGGCGAGCCGGUGACCUGCAUGAAGAGGUACGCCCCCGCCAUCAUCAAGCUGCAGAGCGCCAUCGACGCUGGCGACAUGAAAGCGGUCCUGGCCAAGGAGAACAAGUUCAAGAUGCUCAACACGUACUGGCGCAACCAGCCGAAGGACUUCGCCGCGCAGACCGAGAUCUCCGAGGACCUCCUGGAUUCCGCCGCAGACGGGCAGACGGACAAGGUGAAGACGCUGUACGCCAAGUACAUGGAGAAGUCGGAGCUGAAGACGUUCGCCAACUUGCCCCCGGCCAGGCAGUACCACAUGACCAACCGUGACGCCUCUAUGGGCAAGCGUUGA